Leptomonas pyrrhocoris is the source of this 1980-nucleotide messenger RNA. Its product is annotated as putative mitochondrial chaperone protein DNAj. The transcript has a single exon. Gene Ontology annotation, molecular function: heat shock protein binding; ATP binding. The record is from RefSeq and is a predicted model, not a curated record. Lineage: Eukaryota; Euglenozoa; Kinetoplastea; Trypanosomatida; Trypanosomatidae. The coding region runs from base 607 to 1980 and encodes 457 amino acids. Gene Ontology annotation, cellular component: cytoplasm. Gene Ontology annotation, biological process: response to heat; protein refolding.
GUUUUCAUUCGGAAUCGUCGCUGUGCGAAAGAGAUAGAGAGAGCGCGCGCAAGGAGGGAAAGCACUGUACUUGGCGUCGCCCGACUUGUCUGUGCCUCUACACAGCUCCCUCGCCGCGUCUUUUAUCGCUCUUGCCCACCACAACCGACGGCCGGCCGAGACUCUGAGUUUUUUCUUUCCUGUUUUUCCUUCUUUACCUUUUCACAGAUUCUUCUUUUAUUUACUAUUAUCUUUCGUUCUCCUAAACUGGUGUGUCCGUCAGUGUUUGCUGAGGUGGUUUGCGCUCGCACCGAGUUCGCAUCGCCAUAUUGUUUUAAUAUACUGUUCUUGUUAUUCGCCCCCCUUACUUUUCCUCCUCUUCCCCCCCCCCCCUACGUGUUUUGGUAGCAACGAAUAUAACCAUUCACUGUUCACACUUACUUCUAUUCUGUGAGGUCUGCUGAUUGUUGGUGGUGGCUGUUCGGCGUUGUUCCCUCAUCGAACAUCUUUGCCGCCGUUGAUCGCUGCGCAGCGUACGAGGCAGACAGCUCGUGAGGUAGGCAGAGGAGAAGAAGGGAAACGAAAGGGAACAAGGUCAGCAGUUAAGACACAAGGAAAUAAGAGGCAAUGAAAUCCUCGUCGCAUCAGCUGAUGAUGCUGCGCCGCGCCGUGUCCGCCGCGAUGCUCCGCGCACCGCUCGCCAACUCCGCGACACACACCAACGCGGUCAACGUGCCGUCCUCUGCGCUGGGCGGGCCCGCGGCUACGGCUGCGCUGCACGGCCACCGUCGCUGGCAGUCCAGCGGAGGCGGCCCCUCCAAGGAUCUUUACACCGUCCUCGGCGUCGCUCGCAACGCCACACCGGAGCAGAUCAAAUCGGCAUACAAGAAGCGGGCCAAGGCGCUGCACCCCGACGUGAACCCGAGUCCCACCGCAGCGGAGGACUUCGCCGAGGCAAAGCAGGCCUACGAGACGCUCUCGGAUCCGCAAAAGCGCAGCAUGUACGACAUGACGGGCAACGCGAACGCCGGCGCGGGUGGCCCCGGCGGCUUUAACCCUUUCGGCGGCGGCGCCAACCCGUUUGCGGCGGGGGGAAACCCCUUCGCAAACAUGGCCGGCCAGGGCGGGCAGGGCGGCUUCUCCUUUAACGACUUCGAGGAGAUCUUCCAGAAGAUGAGCGGCAGCGGCAAGGACAAGACACGCAAGCCGCAGGGACCCGAGCCUGGGGCGGACAUCCACUACAAACUGACGCUCUCGUUCCUCGAGGCGGUCAACGGGUGCCAGAAGGAGAUCAGCUACAACACCAUGCGGCGCUGCGGGGCCUGCACCGGCAGCGGCUUCCAGGACACCGGGUCCCGCACGAAGUGCCCCCACUGCGGGGGACGCGGCAAGAAGGUGAUGUCGACGGGCUUCUUUCACAUGCAGCAGGAUUGCACGCACUGCGGCGGGACCGGCGAGCUGGGCCGCACGACGUGCACGCAAUGCAGCGGCAAAGGCAUCGUUAAAGAUCGCAGUGUGCAGACCCUGCCGGUGCCGAAGGGGGUGGACAACAAGGAACGGCUGAAGGUGACCGGGAAGGGCGAGGCGGGGGUGCGCAACGGGCCGCCGGGCAACCUCUACAUCGAAAUAUCAGUCGAGGAACACCCGGUGUUUCACCGCGAGGGCAGCGACAUACACGUCAUCACGCCGGUGACGCUGUCCACGGCGGUGCUGGGCGGCACCGUGCGGGUGCCAACCCUAACCGGCGAGGUGGAGACGCGGGUGCCGGUAGGGACGCAGCAGGGCGACAAGUUGGUGCUGCGCGGACGUGGGGUGCACCGACCCAACCAGAACAAGACGGGGGACUUCUACAUUCACUUUGCGGUGAUGCUGCCGAAGGAGCUGACGGAGGAGCAAAAGAAGGCGAUCGCCGACUUUGCCAAGGAUGAGAAGCCGCUGAACUUGAAUGAUACCCAGUUGCAGGAGCUGAAGGGCCGCUACCGCUCUUGGUUCUCGCCGUAG